AUGUCCUGUGUCCCCUCACCUUCAGACCAUGCCCUCGUGGAUAUUCAAGAUACAUACGGAGCUCUGUUCCUAGGUGUCGUCGUAUCUGUGGCUUUUCUUGGAAUAGCUACCGUGCAAGGUUGGAUCUUCUGGUUGAACUAUCCAGAUGAUCUUCUCCGUACAAAAGUGACGGUACACGUACUCAGGAUUCUUGAGUUCAUUCGGUGCUCUUUCGGAGUCCAUGCUGUGUACCACUAUGUCGUCAUUCAAUGGGGAAACCCGGCUGCAUUAUCGAAAUCUAUAUGGAGUCGCGAUGUUAAUCUGCUCAUCACCGCUUUGGUUCAAGUCAUUGUUCAUUGGUAUUUUGCGUAUCGGGUGAAGAUUUUGAGCAGGGGGAACUGGGUUUUAGUCUCGAUAAUUGGUAUCUUGGCGUUCGGCAAUUUCAGUCAGCUUAAUUUCGUUUUUCGCGUCGCCGCCAGUACAUAUUCGAAGAUCGAAGGCCAAAAGACAUUAUCGACCGAAUUCUCCACUGCAGCUUUGUCGUGCGCGAUCGCUACAGAUAUAUGCAUCACAUUCUCCUUGAUGUAUUACCUUAGUCAGAUCAAUCGCGCAGGUUCCGGACUUAGGGACGUAAUCAAUCGCCUCAUCUUCUAUGCGAUCAAUGUUGGAAUGAUAACGAGGUACCCCCUCCUCGACUCUACUAGAGGGUCGGCAACUUAUAACCGUCUGUAG
Molecule: messenger RNA, 711 nt
Organism: Heterobasidion irregulare TC 32-1
Lineage: Eukaryota; Fungi; Basidiomycota; Agaricomycetes; Russulales; Bondarzewiaceae
Exons: 11
Coding region: 1-711 (236 amino acids)
Source: RefSeq, a predicted model, not a curated record